Puntigrus tetrazona (Sumatra barb) is the source of this 15723-nucleotide messenger RNA. RefSeq names its product piccolo presynaptic cytomatrix protein a (gene pcloa). Gene Ontology annotation, biological process: protein localization to synapse; presynaptic active zone assembly. Bases 228 to 12833 code for a protein of 4201 amino acids. Lineage: Eukaryota; Metazoa; Chordata; Actinopteri; Cypriniformes; Cyprinidae. Gene Ontology annotation, cellular component: cytoskeleton of presynaptic active zone; glutamatergic synapse; GABA-ergic synapse. The transcript is spliced from 27 exons. Gene Ontology annotation, molecular function: protein binding; structural constituent of presynaptic active zone; metal ion binding. The record is from RefSeq and is a predicted model, not a curated record.
AUGGAGGAGGGAGGCGCACAACUCUAGACCUACACCCGCACGGAGAGGCUCUGCUCUCGGGAUGCGCGUUAUCGCCACAGAGCCCCUCGACUGAAAUGGAAAAAUAAAACGCCAUGCAUCCGAAACAGCCGCGGAUACCGACGCCGUCGCCUUAUUCCGGACAUUAAGAGCCGUAUCGCCGCGCAAUUAGCUGGAGGGAGGGGGAUUAAAAGGGAAAGGGGUCGAUCAUGGGGAACGAAGCGAGCCUAGAAGGCGGCGAAGGGGCGCUCGCUGGAUUACCAGCGGGACUCGCACCUGAUGGGAAGGGUGGCUUCAUCCAGAUGCCCGCUGGGGUGGAGGCAGACCUCAGUAAUCUGUCUGAGGAGGAAAGAAAGCAGCUUGUGGCCGCUAUGGCCAAAGCGCAGUCCAGGCCACCAGAGACUCAAGCUGGUGGCACCAGAGUCCCAGCAGGUCUCAGUAAAAGUCGGACUGUAGAUGCAUUUGGAGAGGGGCCUCCUCCCAAGCCAAAGCCUGGACGGAGCCCCUCCUCCCUCAGCCUCCUUGAGUCCCGUUUCCGGCAGGAGCCCAAAGACCCAGAACAACCACGAACUGGCAUGUUCUCGUCUGGCUUUUUGAGUGGGGCCAACCCCCUAAGUGCGGUUUCUUCUGCUGUCUCCUCUGCCAACAUCCCAAAGUUUAGUUUGUUUGGUGAUGAUGAGGAAGAAGCGCCAGCAAAGCCGGAAGGAAAGCCUCCUGGCCCACAGAGUGGAGUGGGGAAGGGUCCUCCGCAGCAAGGGGGUAAGCCACCUCAGCAAGGUCCACCUAAAGGACCGGGACCUGAAGGUAAACCUGCACCUCAACAACAAGGACCUAGACCUGGUGGACCAGGACCUCAACAAGGACCCAAACCAGGGGGACCAGCAGCCCAACAGCAGGGACCUAAACCUGGGGGACCUGGACCCCAACAGGGACCCAAACCUGGUGGACCAGGACCCCAACAGCAAGGACCUAAACCUGGUGGACCAGGGCCUCAACAGGGACCAAAACCUGGGGGACCAGGAGCCCAACAGCAGGGACCUAAACCUGGAGGCCCAGGACCUCAACAGCAAGGACCCAAACCUGGAGGACCAGGCCCCCAGCAACAAGGAACUGGGAAGCCUGGUCCAGGAGUUGCUGCAAAACCCAGUGGACCUCAACAGCAGGGUAAACCUGGGCCGGGGGCUCAAGGGAAAGCAAUGUGUCCUCUUUGUAAUUCUACAGAGCUGAAUCUGCAGGCUAAAGACCAGCCACCUAACUACAACACCUGCACUCAGUGCAAACAGCAGGUGUGCAGCCUGUGUGGCUUCAGUCCACCAGACUCAGCGGGUAAGGAAUGGUUGUGUCUGAACUGUCAGAUGCAGCGGGCUGUGGGGGGCAUGGAGCCUUCUGUACCUCCAAUGAUGAAGCAGUCCCCCAAGCAGGGAUCUGCACCUCCCUCCCCACAAAGGAAAGAGCCACCGUCUGGGUCUCCCUCUAAAGGUGAGCCAGGGAAGAAGCCCCCAAUGCUGACCAAACAACAGAGUAUUGCUGAUACAGGGAAAGGAAGUACACCUCCAACUACACCAAAAUCCGGACCACAGCAAGGACCUCAACCUGGACAACUAGGGGCCAAGCGUGGACAGCCUCCACCUCUUCAAAAACCUUCACAGAGCCCAAAAGGUAGUCCUCAGCCUUCUCCUGCAAAAACUACUCCGAAACAAGAUGGAGGGGGAUUUUUUGGAGGAUUUGGUUUGGGAGGAUUGACAGAGGUGACAAAACCCUCACCAGGUGCCCAGGCUACUGAGUCAGUCACAGGAAAACUCUUUGGUGGUUUUGGUGGGUCGUCCAAACCUCAGGCUGGCUCUGCUGCUCAGACCACCGAGUCGGUCACUGGAAAACUCUUCAGUGGGUUCAGUGGUCUCACAGAGUCAGCUAAACCUUCACCGGCAAGUUCUCAGUCUCCUGAGAGCGUGUCUGGAAAGAUGUUUGGUUUUGGCUCUUCCAUCCUGAGCUCUGCCACCAAUCUCAUUUCUGGGGAGGAAUCAAAGUCUCCCCCAGGAUCACCCCCUGAUUCCCCCAUUGGGUCUGAAGCAGACUCCCCUCCCGGAUCCCUUCCUGACUCAGGUUCAGAGUCACCUCCCGACACACCACCUGCUUAUUCCAAAGACACAGCAUCUCCAAAACCUAAAGCUGCUGAAAGAAAAACAUCAGCGGACGUGCCCGCUCCAAAACUGACAGAAGUAGAGGAGCCUCCAGUUUCAGGCUCUGAGGCCCAGUCCUGCUGUCCACUCUGUAAAGUGAAGCUGAACACGAGGUCUGGAGAGUCGCCCAACUAUAGCACGUGCACAGAGUGCCAGAAGACUGUGUGCAACCUGUGUGGAUUCAACCCCACUCCCCAUCUCUCAGAGAAAGAAUGGCUCUGCCUAAACUGCCAGACCCAAAGGGCUCUCUCUGGGCAACUUGGGGAUAUGCCACCUCCACCUUCUCCAUCCAAGCUACCAGCCAAACACGAACCUACUCCUCCCUCCUCCCCAGCCUGUGUUGCAUCCUCCACCCCUUCCUCUCCUGCACCUACUGCCACUGCCACUCCUGCCAAAGGGCUGACACGGAUGCCCAGCAUAACUCAAGACCCAGCUAAAGAUGUAAAAAAUACAGAUGUAGAACAAGGGGUUACAGCAGAGCCAGUACCGAAGAGUACACAGAAUAAAGAAGAGGCUCCUAUUCUAGUGAAAGAGAGUGAGCUACUGAGGAAGCCUGGUGAGACCGAUAAGGAAAGCAGCCCUACAAGUCCUUCAGACUUGGCCAAGUUGGAAAGCACUGUCCUUCCAAUACUCGAGGCUCAGACAACAUCUAAAGAGGAAUCACAAACUGAAACUCCAAAAGUCAAGCGUCGACUAGAGGUGUUGCCAAUGUCUCCAGAACCCAGCUCAGAGGAUGACCAACAUGGAGAAACUCAAGAGCAAAAAAUUGAUGUACCAAAAAAAGAGCGGAAAAAACUUCUGGUUCCCACUGAUAUUCAAGGAGAUUCUUUUGAGGACAGUAGUGAAGGAGAACCUUCACCUAAACUGCAAAGGGAAAAGACUGUUGGAGAUAAGGAAGUAGAAAUGGAGAGCCCUAUGGAUGAGGAGGAUUUUAUCCGAAAGCAGAUCAUAGAGAUGAGCGCAGAUGAGGAUGCAUCACCAUCUGAUGAGGAAAACAUUGCCAGACGGAAAAUUAAAGAUCAAGAGAAGACUCGGAUGGAACAAAAUGAAAAGGACAAAAGUGAAUUGUCCAAAGGGAGACGCCUUCUCAAAAAGAGCAGUAUCAGUCCAGAAGAUGAGCCUGAACGAAAGAGUAUUAUCUCUGUGACUAAAAUUGAAGAACUAGAUAAAGGAGAACAACCUUCAGUAGACAGUGGAGCUGGUAUACGACAUUUUAAAACAAUUGAACUUAACAGUACAGCAACUGUUCGUCAGACAUCAGAUGAUGGUGAGCUAGAGAGCCUUACAGACUCUCCUGAUGACAGGUCAAGAGGUGAGGGCUCUUCCAGUUUACAUGCAUCCAGCUUUACCCCAGGAACAUCUCCAACAUCUUUGUCUUCUCUUGAUGAAGACAGUGAUAGCAGCAGCCCAAGUCAUGUUCGAUCUAGUGGUGAGGGCAAGCAACAGAGGAAAGCGAAGCACCGGUCAGGCCAGCUUCCUACCAUUGAGGAUUCAUCGGAGGAAGAGGAGCUGCGAGAAGAAGAAGAGCUUCUGAGAGAACAGGAGAAGCAGAAGGGCACAGGAAAAAAAUCUAAAAAAGACAAGGAAGAAAUAAGGGCACAUCGAAGAAGAGAAAGGCCCAAAACUCCGCCAAGCAACCUAUCACCAAUUGAGGAUGCCUCUCCCACAGAAGAGCUAAGACAAGAAGCAGAGAUGGAGGAAUUCCGCAGGUCUUCCUGCUCAGACAUCUCCCCAAGCAUGGAGUCAGAACCAGAGAGCUUUGAGAUUCUCCCAGAGAAAAUUGUUGCUGUCCAAAAAGUGUAUCAGUUACCAACAUCAGUCUCACUGUACUCUCCAACAGAUGAAGAACACGCUGAUAAUCAGUGCAAAGAAAAGAGAAAACAUGCAUUAAGAAGUGCUGAUGAGGCAUAUGAAGAAAUUAUGCUCAAGGUCAAAUCUCCAACUAACGAUGGAAAGGAACAUCCACCUGGUAAAGAAUCUCUUUAUGGGGGCAUGCUGAUAGAAGAUUAUGCAUAUGAGUCUCUUGUUGAUGAUGCAUCCCAUGAGCAGAAAUCGGAUAAACUUUUUGUGUCAGAGAAACCCAAAAAACCACUAAGAUCACCUGAUGAGGUUUACGAGGACAUGAUGCAAAGAAAGAAAGAGAUGAUGCUUAAGGAACAAGACAUAACACACAAUAAGCCAGUAGAAGAUAUUCCUAAAGCAGAAACUGUAUUGCCUGAUACAGACUCAAGCAAAGAGCAAAGCACCAUGUCAUCAAGCACCACAGGUCAGUCUGGAAAGGAUGGAAGACCAUUACUGGAUGCAGAAGCAGCCUAUGAGGAACUUAUGAAAAAGCAAAGAGGAGUACUAACCCCAGGUACCAGUCCAACUCAAGCAGGACCUGAUAUGAGUGGCAUGGCACAAGGUACAGCAAUUGCCCAAGUUGAAAAAACAGAACCAACACCCCUACGAAGAAUACUGCAUAUUCCUGAUCUAAGAGUGACACAGUGCUCAUCAGGUGAAGAGGAAUCUGGCGAAGAGAGCAGUGCUGAUCAAGCACAGGACUCUGAGAAACCUACAGUUUCAGUUUCAAAGCCUGAACCAGAACCACUUGUGGCAGAGGCUUUCCAGAAAACAUCGGCCUCUGAGCCACUCGCAGAUGAUUUGUCACUACAAAGAGAAGUAACACUGUCUGCAGUAUCAAAUGAAUCACAGGAAUAUGUAGGAAUUGAGCAAACAGGAGUUGUUGACUUGUCCAAGUCAUCAGCCCCUAGUCAAAUUGACUCUUUUACAGCGCCGGUUCACAGUGUAACUUCAAGACCGUCAGCCCCAGUAGUUGUAAGUGUAUCACCUUUACCCACAGUACCCCAAUAUAUAGUACCCACUGUACCUAGUGUUGUAUCAACUGCUCCACCAGUUCCUCCCAAACCUGUAGCACUACGCAGAGCUGCAUCUCUGGAAAAAGCAGACAUUCCAGUUCCUCCACCCUUACCCCCUCCAACACUUCCCAAACCCUCUGUUUAUCCCAAAAAGACUCCACCACAGGUUCCCCCAAGAACUACUCCAGUUGGUAUGCCAACCACUGGUGACAGUAUACCAGUAAAACAGCCUCUCGCUUCAGGCUAUAAGCCCCAUGUUCCUCCACCUGUACCACCUAAGCCAUCCUCUAUCCCUGCAGGUCUAACUUUCAGUCACAAACCUGGGGAGACUGUUAAACCUCCCAUAGCUCCCAAACCCAUAGCUGGUGGGCAGCCACCCUUUACAGCCCACACACCUGCAAGACCUACCAUACUGAGUACAAGCACUGCAGAUAGUGUCCUUAAUCUGAGUCCUUCUGCCGAAAGUAAGAACACAUCUCCUCUCAAGUCCCCUACAUCACCCAGGUUUGGCAAGGUUUUACGUGACACGUAUGUUGUUAUUACUUUGCCAUCUCAGCCUGGUUCACCUACAGAAGGUAUCACAACCCAAGCCUCAAUAAAUCCUAGCCAAGAAUCACCUCAUAAACCACCUCCUUCACCACCUCAACCACCUCCUUCAUCACAAAAAACUAGAGUACCAUUGGCAUUCACACGAAUUACUGAAUCCAUUGAAAGUCAAGAAAUAUGUGGUCCAGAGAAGGUAGUUUCCAGCAUGAGUCAUGUCUACGAGGCUAUUUCAGCCUCAACGCAGCCUCAGUCAAUUAUUCCAAAUGUUGGCGUUCAGGUAGUUACCACAGAAGUCCAAAGAACCACAGUGUCUGUAGUGCAUGAAAGAACGCCACCUCCAUGUCCCAUUCCAAGAGCCACUGGCAUCUCUGUUGUUCAAGAAAGCAUAAAAUCUGAACCAGCUCAAGUGCAAAAUGGUCAUGCCUACCAUCCUGGUGAGGUGGUGGAUCUCCGUACCCCAAAGAUAGAUACAGAGGCAUACAUGAAAGGUGUUGAUCUGUCUUCCUCUGAGUCAAGACGACAGUCUGUUGCAAUUGAUAGUGGUGGACGUCAACAAAGUGCUGUGCAGUCAUCUGUAGUAAACCUAAGCACGGAUACUUCUUCGGUGUCUGUGGUUACUGAUAACAUCACCAUCCUCACAUGUACAGCCACUGUGGCUUAUGGUAGUGAUGCAUCUCUGCCCACAUCAAUGCCUCUCCAACUUACAACAGCUAAAUCCUUUGAGCCUGUGUCUCAAAUUAUUUACAGACCCGUGGAUUCUCAACCAGAGAAACCAAUAAAUCUCUCAACAACAAUGGGUAAACCUGUUCCUGUAACAAUGGCUCCUACAGUUGCAGGCAAUGGCAUUUGUGCAACUAUACCCUCUCAUCUAGAAUCAGGAUUAUCCGGUGCAGUUGAUCUCACCACAGUAAAAGCUGCACAAACUAUGGUUACAAUGAAUGGGUCCACUGCAGAGGUGGUUACUGCUGUAAUUACAGAAGACGAUGGAAAACCAGUGGAUCUUACUGCUGGAAGAAGGGCAGUUUGCUGUGAUGUAGUCUACAAGCUUCCUUUUGCAAGCAGUUGUACAACUCAGCAGCCUUCAGCUCCAUUACCAGAGGAUCGCUUUGGCUACAGAGAUGACCAUUACCAAUACGAUCGCACUCCUUAUGGUAUGAGAGGUCUUGGUGGAAUUAAACCUUCAAUGUCGGACACAAACUUAGCAGAGGCUGGUCUCUUCUUAUAUAAAAGUAAGCAUAGUUAUGAUUACAAGGAGACCACUGAAGGUGCUGUAGACCUGACAUCUGGAAAAAUGUUGGUGGCAGGUGAGGCUGUAGACUAUUCGAACAAGUCUACAGGAGUGUGCACUGGAAUGACAGUUCCACAGUACACACAAGCCAGGAUUACUUCAGCAGUUGGAACCCACUAUGGUGUUUCUAGUGUCCUAAGAUCUUCCAAUGGUAUUGUUUAUUCUUCUGUAGCAGCACCAGUUCCUUCUACGUAUGCCAUAACCACCCAGCCUGGCUCUAUCUUCAGCACAUCCUACAAUACUCUGUCAGGCAUGCACACAAGUGAUACUAUGCCAUCACUGUCAACUCUACAGAAUCAGCCUCUCACUAGGUCGCACAGCUUUCUUUCUACAAUUGCUGUAACCACAGCUGAAGAACAAAGUGACUUACCAUUAAAUUUGGAGACUGUUGUUUCAAAGGCUGGCCUUUCAACAACUCUAUCAGAUGUAGUUUCAACAGUCACUACGGUGGCAGCACUGGACACCUACACAAAUGCUUCACUAGAGGCAAUUGCAGCCUCUUUAGAAGCUCUGUCUUCACCCUUAGUUCCAGGAGAUGGACAGUACCAGAUGGAGCGUGAGCUUCUUGAACUAGAGAAGAUGAAGCAGCAGCGCUUGGCUGAAGAACUUGAGUGGGAGAGACAGGAGAUACAGCGGUUCCGUGAGCAAGAACAGAUUAUUGUGCAGAAGGAGCUGGAAGAACUCCAGGCCAUGAAACAGCAAAUACUAUGUCAGCAGGAAGAGGAGAGACAGGCCCACCUUUUGAUGCAAAAGGAAACUUAUGCUCAGCAACAGGAGCAGUUAGAGCAAAUCCAGAGACUCCAAGAACAGCUCAGACAGCAGUUGGAAGAACAGAAGUUUAGGCAGAUGUAUCCAGGUGAAGUCCUGCCAGAGGCUCUUGUUGUGGCAGGAGAAAGAAAAAUGGACAGCGGCUGCCAGACUGAUGAGGAAGAUAAUACUGAAAAGGCCUACACCACAGGAAGGAAAAAGAAAAGUACAAAAAAAAGUGUUGAUAGCUGUGUUCAGACAGAUGAUGAAGACCAAGAUGAAUGGGAAGUUCCUGCUCGAGGCAGGCGCAGUAGACCACGUGGUGGUAAAAAUGGCACAGGUGAAAGAGGAGCUGUUUCAGUUCAGGCCCUAACUGAAAUCUCUGUACAAACAGACUCCUCUGGAACACUUAGGGGGCACUCUGUGCAGGUAGAUGCUAGAUUAGAUUAUCCUGACUCUGAUAUAACAUCCUCUCCAAAGAGGCGUCCCACUCCACUUGAUAUAGGUCAGUCUCCUCACCUCAAAGCAGAUGCCUCUACUCUUCAGGUUGUCCAAGGUCCUCCCAAAUCACCCAAAGUACUGUACUCCCCAAUUUCCCCUUGUGUAUCCCCUAGCAAAUCCCUUGAGUAUUUGUCCUAUGAGAAAUCACUUGGAGACACAAGCCCACAGAGAAUACGCUCUGCCACAGAUCUAUCCAAAGGUCCACCAACAAGUCCUAGGGCUCCCAAGGUCAUACAAAGGUCAAUGUCUGACCCCAAACCCAUGAGCCCCACUGCUGAAGAAAGGGCAGCAGCAAAUUUCCAGUAUUCUGAGGGUUACUCUGGAAAGGGAUCUCCAAGUGGAACUCCAUCUGGCACCCAAAAGAAGGUUAAGAGGACUCUUCCUAACCCACCUUCAGAGGAAGAAGCUGUUAAUGCUGGUCAAACAGCUUACAGCACUGGCUCAGCUCGUCGCCGUCUCUGCCGAAGCACUAACAUGGCACGAGCAAAAAUCCUGCAGGACAUUGACCGUGAACUAGACCUGGUUGAGAGAGAGUCCUCCAAACUGCGUAAAAAGCAAGCUGAACUGGAUGAGGAAGAAAAAGAGAUUGAUGCCAAACUGAGAUACCUGGAGAUGGGCAUUAAUCGUAGAAAGGAGGCAUUGCUUAAAGAAAGGGAGAAGAGGGAAAGGGCCUAUCUGCAGAGUGUUGCAGAGGACCGUGAUUACAUGUCUGACAGUGAGGUGAGUAACAUUCGUGAAACAAGAGUUGGAGAGGAGGUCAGCGGACAUGGGCUUGAGAGACCACGUACUGCACCCCAGUCAGAACUUGAUGAAUUUGUUCCUCCACAGACCAAGCAUGACCAGUAUGGAAAAUAUUCCCAGUACCAGUACCCACAGUAUCAGCAGUCCCUGUACCAGCCUCAGUCACCAUACCAAUCCCAGUCUAUAUACUCUUCGGUUCCUUCUCUGACUGCCUCACAACAACAGAGCUACCACCAAAUGCUUUUGCUUCAGCAGAAAGCCAGACAACAAGCUGCUCUCCUCUCUGAAUUAGAUUCUACCAAAAUUUCCUCCAACUAUGACACGUCUUCUUACUUGGGAGGAAAAUAUGGGAACCACCUUGACUUGCAUAGUCUAGAAGAGCGUGCUGGCAGCUUGGCAGUCAGUCCUAUGUCAAAUGUUUCUGCUGAUUCUUUCUAUGCAGACUUAGAGCAACAUCAAACACCAAGAAGCUAUAUGCUUUUAGAAGAUGCAGCAGAUCUUGCAAAAAGCACUGGUAGCCUUUCAUCUUCCAGCUAUGGCAUUGCUGAGAGGGAGCUGGCCAAAGCAGAGCGCCUUCUGAGACGCACUGCUGCAGAUGUUGGUACAGACUACCUGGGCAGCUCCUCCAGGCUUCAUUCUUAUGGUAAGGCUCAAGAUGAAGAGGACCCAAUGGAAGAGCCAUUUGAACUAAAGCUUUUAAAACAACAACUGAAACAGGAAUUCCGGAGAAGCACAGGGGGCACUGAAAGCUUAGAGCAGCUUGCUGGACUCUCACAUCACUAUACCCCCAGCACUGGAGUGUCUAGUGGAAGCUACAGGGCCUUCCCUAAAACUGAAAAGUACAGCAUAAGUAGACUGACCUUAGAGAAACAGGCUGCCAAGCAACUCCCAACAUCUAUGCUCUACCAGAAACACAAAAACACCAGCAACAUAGGCAAGUACUCUUCCAUCCAGGAUAGCAGGGCUCUAGAAACAGACUAUAGUAGCUACUUGGGGUCCAGUAGUUCUUCUCCCAGAUCAAGCAGACUUCUACAGGAUGAGAUCACCUUUGGGUUACGCAAGAACAUUGCAGAACAGCAGAAAUACCUGGGUUCCACUCUUGGGGCCAAUUUGGCAGGUUCACUCAAUUUGGGCCAAAGCCUAAACCUGAGCCCAGGCAUGAGGUCAUCUUUAGGAGAAGACUCUGCUUACCCUAGUGGAAGUAGGUCACGACCUUCCUCUAGACCCUCUUCUGUGUAUGGCCUUGACCUUUCCCUUAAAAGGGAUACCUCAAGUUCAUCUCUGAGGCUCAAAGCAGAAGGUGACCCCUCCUCAGACGCCUCAGCUUUCCAGGCUCCAUCAGGCAGGUCAAAACCUACAAGCCUGCCUAUUGUACAAAGUGGGCGUGGACGUAUUCCUAUUGUGGCACAGAACUCAGAGGAAGAGAGCCCACUGAGUCCAGUGGGUCAACCAAUGGGUAUGGCACGGGCAUCAGCAGGUCCGCUCCCACCCAUAUCUGCCGACUCCCGUGAUCAGUUUGGGUCAUGUUUGUCCCUCCAAGACCCUCAACAGCAACAUCUCAGAGAAGAUCCUUCAAGAGGGCGUGGCUAUGUGUUAAUGGAUGAUCUGCAGGGCACCAUGUCUGAUAGUGAAGCACUAAGUGAAUCCCUGGUGGGUUUGAGCAGAGACGAUCCAGGAAACUCACAUGAGAAUGUCACAAACGCAUACCACCUGCGACGAGAGGAAACUGAUUGGUUUGAUAAACCACGAGAUGGGCGCACAGAGAAUGGACAAGGGGAUAGAAGACAGGGAAAGUCAUCACACUACCCGUUUCCUUAUACCAGAAUAAUACUACAGAGGGAUCCCAAAGAUCGUAGUGUAUCAGGAAACGGACUGGGCAUCCGUGUUGUUGGAGGAAAAGAGGUCCCGGGCAGCAAUGGGGACAUUGGUGCAUAUGUUGCCAAAGUGUUACCUGGAGGAGCUGCGGAACAGACGGGGAAGAUUGUGGAAGGAAUGCAAGUUCUGGAAUGGAACAGCAUUUCUUUGACUGGUAAGACGUACGAGGAGGUGCAGGGUCUGGUUGGUCACCAGGUCGGAGAGGCGGAGAUAUGUGUCAGACUUGACCUUAAUAUGCUGUCUGAUUCCGAAAGCUCCCACCUAGACCUGCAAGACCAGACCAAAGGAGACAGACCUCCACGGUCACCAGGUGUGGACCCGAAGCAGCUGGCUGCCGAGCUGCAGAAAGUGUCCCAGCAGCAGGUUCCGUCCUCUUCUGCGUCAGCACUGGAUAAAGCCUCAGCGUCCGCUGGCUCCAGUGCAGUACCCAGCCCAGGCCAGCCUGGGUCACCCUCUGUCAGCAAGAAGCGUCACAGCAAGACCUCUGAGGCUGCAAAAACUCAGUCCCACCCAGUGUCAGGAGAGAUCCAGCUUCAAAUAAAUUACGACAAACAGCUGGGAAAUCUCAUUGUCCAUGUUCUUCAAGCACGAAAUCUAGCACCUCGGGACAACAACGGCUACUCUGAUCCGUUCGUUAAAGUUUACUUGCUGCCGGGCAGAGGUCAGGUCAUGGUUGUGCAGAAUGCCAGUGCUGAAAACAAAAGAAGGUCCAAACAUGUUCAGAAGAGCCUGAACCCAGAGUGGAACCAGACUGUCAUCUACAAAAAUAUCCAUCUGGAACAGCUAAGAAAGAAGACACUGGAGGUCAGCGUGUGGGACUACGACAAGAGCUCUGCCAAUGACUUCUUGGGGGAGGUACUAAUCGACCUGUCCAACACUGUUCAACUGGACAACGUCCCACGCUGGCUGCCUCUGAAGGAGCAGAGCGAGGGCGAGCAUCACCGGCGUUCUCACUCGGGACAGGGCCGCCAGCACUCGCCCAAACCCCCCGGAGGACAUGGGAGCCAGCAUUCCCCAAAGACCUCCAGUCACGGCAAGGAGGAUUCGCCCAAAUCCUCGGUCAUCAAGAGCCGGAGUCACGGAAUCUUCCCUGACCCUGCCAAGGACACGCAGGUCCCUACUAUUGAGAAAUCUCACAGUAGCCCUGGCACGUCGAAGCCAUCUCUCUCCGAGGGCCAAGCUCGCCCCCACGGAGGCCCCCGUGCUCAUGGCAAAAGUGGCACGGCCCGGGCACACCUUGAUGAUGUCGUGGCACCGGCCGAAGCUGCCGGCCAGCAGCCCCGUCUCCAACCAACCCAAAAUGGCCGCCUCGACCAGAGGCACCACAGGCACAGCGUAGUUGGUGUGCUCACCAUUCAGAGAGCCCCGUCUGAAUCGCCGGCCAAUGAGAUCCCUGACGGCCGUCACCUGACCCUCAGGAAAGCCAUGUCUGAAGAGAGGCCACAGCCGGACGGAGCGUCCCGCAGCCAUAGAUCUGGUGAUGCUCCUGUUACUGCAGCCUCAUUGGAUAGCGGUCUGAGUGGCAGUGCCUUUAGCCUAUUGGAUGAAGAGGGCGGGACCAAUGCAGUGGACAGCGCUAUCUUCCAGGUUCCCAGAUUUGGAAAGAUUCCAAACGGCACAGAAGCUGUGAAAUCCGCUCAUGGAGAUACAGAGGGUAAGACUCAGGUGAUGGGGGAGAUAAAGAUCGCCUUGAAGAAGGAGAUGAAGACAGAGGGAGAACACCUGGUGCUUGAAAUCCUACAGUGCAGAAACAUAACGUACAAAUUCAAGUCUCCAGACCACCUCCCAGACCUGUAUGUGAAGCUGUAUGUGGUGAAUGUGGCCACUCAGAAAAGAAUCAUCAAGAAGAAAACCAGAGUGUGCCGUCAUGACCGUGAACCGUCUUUCAACGAAACCUUCCGCUUCUGCAUGAACCCCACAGGCCAUUCCAUUCAGCUCUUUCUUGUUUCGAACGGAGGCAAGUUCGUGAAGAAGACCCUAAUCGGCGAGGCCUACGUGUGGCUGGAUAAGGUAGACCUGCGGAAACGAGUGGUGAGCUGGCACAAGCUGCUGGCCAGCACAGCUCAGAUCCACUCCUAAAGACGGCGGACGGACGAGGCGCGAGGACAGACCAGGCAGCGGAGCUGCACAUCUCUGCCGCACUCUUUGGGACUAAACCGAGCUGAAUUUGGAGGGCCGACACAGGGAGCUUCCCGAUUGCACUGGCACGUGUGAUUGUGUUAACCCAAGCCAUGGAGAAACAGGUGUACAAUGGUGUUUACAGAAAGGAUCUGACCCUUAUUGACAAGACGCAGAUCUUUACGUUGGGAAAAGCUCAAAAAAUUGAGCCGGAGAUUCACGAAAUGUUCAUACGUAUAUGUGUACAAGCACUUUCACAAUCACUCACAAUUAUCGACACAUAUUCAUACCCAUGUAUGUAUAAUAAUAUGUGUACAUUGGGCCACAACUGACAGUUAGAUGAUAGAGUGAAAGUUUAUUUAUCCCGUUUGUGCAUUAUUCACAUGAAGACAUUAUGAUUAUUUACAGACAGAGAUGGAUAUCAUAUACAUUAUUUUUGUAUGAUAGAGGCAAAUUCAGUUUUAGAUAUUUAUCGUUAUUUUACAUUCCCUCUCAGAUGUUAUUAUGUGUUAAAAGAACUGAUAUUUAAAACAUAUUAUCAAUGGAUUAGAAGAGUAUUUUAUGGUAUAUUAUAGACAGAUUUAAAUGAAUGAAAUAUGAUUUAUUGGGUGUUGUGAUGACUCGUUGUGUCAGUAUGGUUAUUUCCUCUCACAGAAGUAACUUUCAUCUUUCACUGUGUGAUACUAAAUUCAUCAAAGUCAGAGAUACAGUUCCCGAGCUCUAGGAAUCAAGAAGCAGGUUAUAACGAAGAACUUCAGCGUUUAAGAAAACUGCCGGUCUAAUAUGACUCACAGAAAUGAAUGGGAAAUUGAAUAGUUGUGUUCGCUGAUUGUUAUGAUUUGCUAUCUCAUUUGAUGAAUGUGACAGACGAAAGAUCUCCGAUAUGCAGCAGCAUCAGUUGAAAAUGUCAAAUCCAGCACUGUUAUAUGAUUUGCACUUUGUGUCUAGCAUUUUACGAAUGUAGGUUGGUAGCUUUUUCGUCCAAAAAACAUCCUGCCAUUUAAAAAAAAAAAAAGUCAAACGCUGUCAAUCCCCCACACAAACUCAUACGCAUCCGUCUCUCUUAAAUACUCAAGGAUUAGAGCUUGAAAGGGUCAGUGUAGUGUCUGUCCGCAUCAUAUUGCUGAUACAAUGUUGAUAUUAUGUUUUAUUAAAAAACAAACUCCUAAACACUCAGGUUUCGAUGAAAUAGCCUUGCUUAAAAGUUAUUGGCUGAUCUUUGAUCUAAGCAGGUUCAGCUUAAAGGCGAUAACAGUGGAUCAGGGUGAUCACAAUGUGUUCGUUUUUUCAUUUUAACACCUCCUUUUGGCUAACUCUUAUUUUCUGUUCGGUUUACAUGUCUGAAAGGACCCGUUUAGAUGCUGAGUGCACCAUCUCAUUCUUUCAGAAAAGUGUGCCCACUUUGCAAUGCAGACACUUAUAUCAAAUGCCAUUAGUGUUACGUUCCUUAUGUUGGUUUUUAAUGCCUUUAAACUCGGGAUGUGUGGGUUCAAACUUUACAACACAUAACCCAGCCAUUUUUUACAGCAUUUUACAAGCACUUACUGAUAUUCACUCAAACAUCCAGCGUUAAGGGUUAAGUCAACCUUUAACCUGUGCCAAACUACCAAAAUCCGCAGGUUCUGUGUAUGUUAUUCUAUGCAACCGAAUAUACAUCUGAUGUACUUAUUAUUUAGUGGUCGCUGGACAGAUGAAGCAUUACGAAUGAGGACGUUUUUUUAAUUUUUGUAUGUAUGUUUUUUUUCCACAUGGUAUAUAUGUUUGUUUUUAUAUAUAUAUAUAUAUAUAUAUAUAUAUAUUUGGUUGUGUCUUUUGCUUGAUGCUUGUUUAAUUAAUUUUAUAUUGCUAUUUUGAGGUCAUGUAACAAUGAGUUUGCAAAAACGUAGGGUUGAUUAACCUACUCAACUAUUUAACUGCUAGGUUUGAGAAUUCAAAUGUACAUAACCAAAUGUGUUUACAGGAUCACAACAGACUGGUCACCUUAUGUGUUCGUCAUUCACAGUGUCUAGAAACAACUCUCUCACUGCACUCAGCUUUAUAUACAGCGCUCAGCUUUCACUGUAUAUUCUGAUCUCCCAGAAUGUGUUACCAUUUUUUUUUUUAUGUUUUACAAAUAAGAUGAGGGGAAAAAAGCAUCAUAUAACAAUUCGUCACAUUUAUUCAUCUUAACCAAUGCAGCCUCCUUUGAAUAACCCGCGCAUGCUCCAGUUUCACUUUGCCACACUAACUCUUUCACCUCUGCAAAAAUGAUAAAAUAAAUAAAAACAAGACGUGUAAAUAAAAAUAAUAAUUUUCUUUUUGUACAAAUAGGAUCUUGUAUUAGUUUUCUGGUUCAGCGAAGGGCAUGUGUGAGGGAAAGGAGCAGAGCGACUGUGUUUUGAUCUGUGUGUUACAUGUUGUACAUGCACUAGGGUAAAAGCUUUCCCCAUGCUUGCCUCUGAUGGACUGGACUUGACCUGCACAACAGACACCGAUUUAACCCUGUAUAAUAAAGAGCAGAUGUUGAUCUUACUGACUCCAAGUAGAAUCAGGAAACGUAUGGUGUUUUCACUUUGGAUGUUGCAUGUUUUGUUGGUGGUUUGUUCAUACUAUUUUUGUGUCCAGAUUCUAUUUACAAAAAGAGAAAAAGAUUAUGAAAAAUUAAUCAAAUCUAAAUAUGUAUGCUGACUGUACAAAGAUAUGCUUGUAUAAUCUGUCUGGUUUUCCACUUAAUGUAAACUGAUGAAAAAAAAAAUCCAGCUGUCAUGGUUUUUGUGGUUGUACACAAACGGUAUUGAUAAAUUAUGCAAAUUGUGCUGUAAUAAAAGGCUAAUGCCCCAAGUCUAAAUAUUAAAUGAUAUAUGUAAAAUUC